Cajanus cajan (pigeon pea) is the source of this 803-nucleotide messenger RNA. RefSeq names its product RNA-binding protein involved in heterochromatin assembly dri1. Lineage: Eukaryota; Viridiplantae; Streptophyta; Magnoliopsida; Fabales; Fabaceae. Gene Ontology annotation, cellular component: cytoplasm. Gene Ontology annotation, molecular function: mRNA binding. The record is from RefSeq and is a predicted model, not a curated record.
UCCCCCACAAUAGGUCUUACAACUACUAUAUAAAGCCUCCCAACACACUCACCAUCUUCACUCCCAAGCUAUAGAAAUAACAACUCAUUACUUGCGUCAUAUUAUACUACUUUUGUUCACAAUUCUUCUUCAAAGGAAAAUGAGCUGGUCUGGAGGAGAUUGGAUGUGUGGUGUUUGCCAGCACAUAAAUUUCAAGAAGAGGGAAGCAUGCCAGAGUUGUGGAUACCCCAAGUAUGGAGGGCCUGACCCUUCAACCUACAGAUACAACAGAACUGAAGCUUUAGCAGGGGACUGGUUUUGCAACUGUGGAGGUCACAACUAUGCCAGUAGAUCAAGCUGCUAUAGGUGUGGUGCAAUGAAAGAUGAUUACUCUUCAGGAUAUGGCAACAAUUCUGGAGGAUAUGGAUCUGACACUUUCCCCCCAGGAUGGAAGACUGGAGACUGGCUUUGUCCAAGACUUGGAUGUGGAGUGCAUAAUUAUGCUAGCAGGACAGAAUGCUAUAAAUGCAAAAUGCCAAAAGAUUUUGGUGAGAAAAGUGGUGCAGACUGAAAGAAGAAAUUUCAUAAGAGCUACAAUGUCACUGAUUUUUCCCUUGGCGUCUUUCUUCACCUAACCACAUUCUGUCUUGCUUUCCUGUCAAGCUCUGGAUAAAUCAUGGAUGAAGGACCUCUGUUAGAAUCAUAGCAAUGUUUAUUAGGAAGUAAUACGGAUAUCCGGCUGUUAUUGUUUCUUGCUAGAUGUACUGACAAGAAGGUUAUGAAAUCCAUAUGUUUUAGUUUCCAUAUUCGUUACUGAGAUAAUU